Leptopilina heterotoma is the source of this 2265-nucleotide messenger RNA. RefSeq lists its product as uncharacterized. The coding region runs from base 110 to 598 and encodes 162 amino acids. The transcript is spliced from 5 exons. NCBI's taxonomy places the organism in Eukaryota, Metazoa, Arthropoda, Insecta, Hymenoptera, Figitidae. The record is from RefSeq and is a predicted model, not a curated record.
UAAAACAUACAAAAUGUAGAAUACGUUUGAAUAUAUUUAAAUGUCAUAUACAUAUGUAAAUGCAAUUAAAUAUAUAUAUCUUAGGAAUUGAAAACAAAAAAAUUGUACAAUGAAUCGAAUGAUGGCAUCGUUAAAUAUCUUCACUACAAUAUUGCUUGCAAUUUACUGCAUAGAAUAUGUCAAGGGUGAGGCGUUCAUUAUACCAAUUAGCGAGGCGACUCCCGAUCUGGGUGUAACUGUAACUGAUAUGUAUGCAAAAUGUGAAGCCGUCAGUAAAUGCUCAAUUGCUCGAAUUCAAGAGAUUUUAGACGUUACAGAGCAAAUAAGUGGCGAACGAAUGAUACAUCGUAUAGUGGAAAUAGUGCGUCAAAAUUAUUCUUCAAUCAAUGAAAAUGAAUGGAACACGAUAAUUGAUGAAGAGUGCCGUAGCAAUGUUUUUCUUCACGAGCUGCCAAACACGGGGAUAAUGAAUCUCAGGCCUUGUAUGCCUCAUUUAACUAGCGGUGCUUCGAAUAUUGCUAUUCGAAAUUACAUACAAGAAUACUGCAAUAGAGUAAGCAGAGUGUCUAAACAGAUGUUACUAAUGUUCGAAUUUUAAAGCUUAUGAAGAUGGUUCAGGUCUAGUUUCCACAUUCAAAUUUUUGCCAACAACCAAUUUAUUAAUAAUUAUAUUGAAUAGUGUAAAAACGACGAAUAAAGAAAACAAAUAAGAAUUCUAUUUCAUUUAAAUACAUUUACUUACAUUUGAAUAUAUUUUGUGAUUUUAAAAAUUACAAUUAGUCUAAAUUUUCAGUAUCAUUUCGUGAAUAUGGAACAAUCUACGCAACUAAUUUUAGAAAAGUUUUUUUUUCACUCAAUUUAUUAUAUUAGCGAAAGGUCAUAUUUUAGAAACUAUUUAAUUUCAAUCAAAUAUAAUUUAUUUGAAUCAAAUAGAAGCUCACAUUAAAUUUGAAUGUAUUCAAUUGAUAUGGAAAGUAAUAAAUUUUGAGUAAAGGAUGUGAAAUGUGCUAUUUUAAUAUUCAAAAAUUAUUUUAUCUGGGUAUAAGAUAGGUCUAUAGCUGCAAAUUUCAGUGCUGUGUGAAAUAUAAUGUUAUAUAAUUCAGAAGUGACCGCCUUAGAGAAAAGGGGGCUUAUGACCAAAAAAUUGAUUUUUGGAUUUUGACGAUUUGUUACACUUCAAGGUCUUAAAAAAACGUAAUGCUAUUAGUUUCGGAAAGAAAAUGUUUGGUCGUAAGCCCCCUUUCCUUAGACGCGGGCACAUAUCGUCGGAGCUACUGCAAUACCGGCAUACCGCGCAUCUGCAAAUUCUUUAUUAAGGGCGACAAUGCAUGACAAAUUGCACAAAAACUGGACUUUAAGAAAAUUGCAGUAGCCCCGACGAUAUAUAACAUACAUUUUUAAAGAAAAUUAAAUUUUUAUGUAAGAGUAUUUAAAUUAUUAUUGCAAUAUUAGAUAAUGAACAGGGAUAAAUUUAAAUGAAUUAAAAAAUAUAUACAAACUUAUAAUAAGUGUUUAUUUUUGAGAAUUUAAAUUUAUUCAAGUCAAGAUAUACAUAAUUCUAUGUGCAUGCAUGAUGUAUAAAAGAAAAAAACCUUCAAAAAACGCACACUUUUGCUUGCUUUUGCUAAUGUAUUGCAGAACGAUGAAGUUUUUAAUUUUUCUACUUGUCACUCUAGCUAUUUUUUUUUUCGGCAUAGUUGAUGUAGGAGGGGAAGAAUUUCAAAUACCUGCAGAAAUUAUACACCAAUAUUUAAACAUCACGAAGGAUGAAUUAUACCAAAAAUGCGAAGAGAGAAAUAUGCAUUGUUUGACUGUUAUAGGACUCGAUACAGUGGAGCUGAUAGAACAAAAAAAUGGAGAAAGACUAAUAGAAUUAUUAGUGAAAAGAGCGCGUAAAAAUCCUCCUCUGAAUGAAGAAUUGUGGCAAAAAGCUAUGGAUCGACAUUGUCUACAUGAUAUUGUUUUACAAACAAUGUUGGAAAUUGGUUUCGGCAAGAUUUUUCAAGGAUGUGUUCCAGAACUUAUUGCUAAUAACAACGAGAUACUUGCAAAAACGGGAGAAGAAUAUUUUAAAACUUACUGUGGACGUAUAGAAAGAAUAGCUAAACAAAGAAUAGCAAGGAUGGAACGUUGAAGAAAAUUCUACAAAUUAAUAUAACCUACAAUUUUAUUUAGUAUGUUAUUUAACAAGCAUGUAAACAAUACAAUUGUAUUAUAUAAAUGAAAUAAAAGAUAAAUGAUAUCUAUUGACCAAUGUCCCUAAAA